This is a messenger RNA of Rotaria socialis, 3180 nucleotides long. NCBI's taxonomy places the organism in Eukaryota, Metazoa, Rotifera, Eurotatoria, Philodinida, Philodinidae. The record is from the annotation of a GenBank genome assembly.
AUGGCAAGCGAGAAUAACGAUGUGCAAAGUUUAAAACAAUGUAUACAAUUAAUGGUCACCGUUAUUUCUGCUAACAUUAGUAGCUUCGGAAAAAAAGCUAAUGAACAACAACUAUUAAAUGAUCUUCAAAACACAAUAGAAAAAACAUUCAUUGAGAAGGCCAAUUCAUCUUUAUCUUCUCAAUGUAGAAACUAUCUUUCGGACAUAUUAAAUAGAUAUAAUUAUGACGCUGAAGACCAAGUUUUUUCUACGAAGUUUACCAGAGAAACCGUAGAUCGUUUACUGCAUGAUUUGCAGGAUAUUUUAGCUUUAAUUGAUGCUUAUCAAGCUGCAUGGAAUGGGAAUGAGUCGAUUGUAAAAGAUUUUAUUGAAAAAUAUCCAACAUUAAUAGAUAAACCUAGUUUUUAUGGAACAACUCUAUUAUAUUCUGUAGCACGAAACAAUCAUAUUAAUUUAGUAAAAUAUCUUGUUGAAAUUGGCAAAUGUUCUGUGAACGUACAGAACGAAGAUUAUUCUGAAAGAUCUAAAAAGUCAUCAGCAAACGCGGCUGUUGGCUCGACAGCAUUACAUGCAGCUUGCUAUCAGGGACAUUUACAAAUUGUGAAAUAUUUAAUUCAACAUGGAGCUGAUUAUUUUAUAACCAAUGCUAUAAGUGAAACUCCAAUUGACAAUGGACUAACAAAACCUAAUAUUCAAAAGUUUUUUGCCGACUUUCUUCUUUCUACUUAUUCAAGGGGUUCAGAUAUUAUUCCAAAAAGAAGCAUUCUUGAAGAAAUUGAACGCAAACAAGAAUAUAUCAUUGAUUGUUUUUGGGAAUAUAAACCAACGACUGAUAACCGAUGGUUUACGUUUUCACCAGAUGCAUCAUCGCGGCUUCAACAAUCUUUAAUAGUAGAUUCUGAUAAAAUACUUAUUACUGAAAUCGAUUUGAAAGCAUCUCGAGAUUCUCAAAAAAUCUCGAUAAUACAGUUUUUACUCAAACGAAAAAAUGAUCAACCAGAGAAUUCGGCAUGGGUUCGUUGUAGAGGCUCAUCUCUCCUUAACUUCCGUUGUUAUUCACAAUGGCAAAUCUUGUUCAUCAAACACCCAACCGGCGAAAUAAAGCCUUCGCCUACAAUCGAAAUAUUAGAUAUGAAACCAACUAAAAUACGGUUAAAUUCAUGGUACAAUAUGGAUAAGAAAAAAAAUUUCUUAUUGGAAAGAGCAAUGAAUUAUCGACGAAAAUAUAUCACUAUUAAUUUGGAUUUCAUCAAUAAUGAACAAAUAACAUUCGAUCUCGAAAAUUUUAUUUUCAAUAAUCAACAAGAUACAGUUGGGGGUUUCUUAAGAUGGGUCCCAAAAUUCGUGUCCUGUGCUACGAAAUUACCAUUGACUAAUAAUUCUAAAUUAUCAGCUACUACUGAUAUAACAUUACUUACUACUUCAUAUGUAAAACAAGCAAAACGCGAUAAUUUGAUUCCCAGUGAUGAAAUCGAUCAAUAUAGUCUAAAAAGCGAUAAUAUUUUAAAUGAUGAUAUUUUGGAUCUUUCAGAUAAGCCAGUAAUGAAGGAAUAUGGUUCGAAUAAAUUUAUAAAUGUUAUCCAGGGUAAUCUGCUGGAAGAAAAAACGGAUGUUAUUGUCAUAAGUUCGUCGUCACAAUAUUUAUUUGAAAGCGUUAUGGAUGUGGGUGGAAAAUCUUUACGAAUUGCUUACAAUGCCAGGCACAAGCAAAAUGCACACCAGCCAGUUAUUAGUAUCCCGACAGAUGGCAAAAUUACAUCAAAAGCAGUUUAUUUUGUUGAUUGGCAACCAAACGAUAAUCCUAAGCUACUUUGUCGAUCUAUUCAACACUUAGUUUCCAAUGUAAUAGAAACAGCAGCCAGUGAAAAUUAUAAAAGUAUCGCAUUUCCAGCGAUUGGUUGUGGUCACUACGGAUGUUCAGCUAGUCUCGUAGCACAAACAUUUGUUAAACAAGUUGAAAAAGAAUUAAUUAACCAUCCAAUGAUGAUUUCAUUUGUUAUUCAAAAAGAUAGACCAGAAGUUUAUGAUGAAUUUCUACAGCAAAUUGGUUCAGACGGACAAAAAUUAGAAGCCUCAACACCGAAACGAAUGUUAAUAAAAGUAGGCGAAGCUACACUAGAAAUUAUAAAAGGAGAUAUUACAAAACAAAAUGCUCAUGUUAUUAUUGGAAGUUCAUCAUCUGAAAAUUUAAGAUUAGCUUUAAUCGAUGCUGCAGGGACACAAGUCGAGAAUGCUUAUAAUGAUGCCUAUAGAGACAAUCCAAAUUCAAUAAUUAUUACGACUCCAGGAGGCAAUUUAGAAUGUCAAAAAAUAUUUUUUCUGAAAUGGGAGCCAAACAAAAAUCCGGACAUUCUGCGACAGUCAAUCGUCGAUCUCAUCUGGAAUGUUAUUCAAAAUACGAUUUCACAUGGUUUUACUUCGAUCGCUUUUCCGGCUAUUGGAUGUGGCGAACACAGUUGUGCUGUUGAUAUUGUUGUUAAAACAAUGAUUAGAGAAAUGAAACAACAAAUGCAAUCGAGAAGGUUAGCAUGGCACGUUAAAUUUAUCGUUCAACCUAAUCUACGCGACGUUUACGAUGAAUUUUGUAAGCAACUUCUCUCAUUAAAUAAAGAACCCAUCGAUUUUCAAGUCCCAACAACAUGGGAAAGAGAUGAUGAAAAUAACAUACGGUUCAGUGUAUUGCCCAAAACAAACGAAUACAAAAUGAUUAAACACGGUUUUCAUCAGUCAAUGGGAAAUAAGUAUCGUGAAAUUAUCAAUAUUGAACGUAUUCAGAAUGAACGAUGGUUUAUGCAAUAUUUGGCACAUUCAAGAGAUUUUUAUAAACGAUUAAAUGAGAAUACUGAAAAACAACUAUAUCAUGGUUGUCCUGAAAGUGCAACGAUUGCAAUUAUGGAAGACUGUUUUAAUAGAAGUUUUGCUGGUGUUAAUGGUACAGCAUAUGGUGUUGGUGUUUAUUUUUCAUCGAAUGCAGCUUAUAGUCAUGGCUUUGCUAAAGCGAAUUCUAAAGGAGAACGAUUCAUGUUUGUAGCUCGUGUUCUGAUUGGAAAAACAAUCCAAGGAAAUAGUUCAAUGAAAACUCGACCUCUGGGCUUCGACUCAACAACAGAUGGAAAUCAUAUUUUCGUUACCUACCAUGAUGCACAAGCGUAUGCUGAGUAUUUAAUUACAUAUAAAUAA